UCCCCCUCUCAGAGCAUGAAGAGGGGAAGGGAGAGACUGGGGGAGCUCUGCUUCAGCUGUGGGCCCAGAAGGCGAGACUUCAGGAUCCCCUCCACCAUGGCCUGGUCCCCUCUCCUGCUCACCCUCCUGGCUCACUGCACAGGAUCCUGGGCCCAGACUGUGCUGACUCAGCCAUCCUCAGUGUCUGGGGCCCUGAGUGAGAGGGUCACCAUCUCCUGCAGGGGAGGCAGCAGCAACAUCGGUAGAUAUGAUGUGCACUGGUACCAACAGUUUGCAGGGACGUCCCCCAGACUCCUCAUCUAUGAUAGCAGCAAUCGGCCCUCAGGGAUCGAAGAUCGAUUCUCUGGCUCCAAGUCUGGAACCUCGGCCUCCCUGACCAUCUCAGAUCUCCAGGCUGGGGAUGAGGGUAUCUAUUUCUGUCACUCCUAUGACAACAGCCUCAAUACUCACACAGUGCUCCAGGCCAGGGGGGAAGUCCAGAGGCUGGAGGGCCUAUCCACUUGUCCGCAGGCUGGGUCCUUCUAG
Molecule: messenger RNA, 525 nt
Organism: Tupaia belangeri chinensis (Chinese tree shrew)
Lineage: Eukaryota; Metazoa; Chordata; Mammalia; Scandentia; Tupaiidae
Product: immunoglobulin lambda variable 1-40
Exons: 3
Coding region: 16-525 (169 amino acids)
Source: RefSeq, a predicted model, not a curated record